Molecule: messenger RNA, 1411 nt
Organism: Arabidopsis arenosa
Lineage: Eukaryota; Viridiplantae; Streptophyta; Magnoliopsida; Brassicales; Brassicaceae
Source: the annotation of a GenBank genome assembly
ACGAUUAUCAACUUGCACCUUCGUAAUGAUUUAUUGUCUAUUAGCUAACUUCUAAUUAUUCAUUUUGGUCUUCGUUGCUCUCACAUUAGGUUGUGGAGCUGUUUUGGGGUUUUCUGGUAAGAGACUCUCCGAGAUGAAUCCGGCGAAUUUUCAGCCUCCAAAUCCUCCGUUCCACUGGGCUCCGAUGUUACCUCCGGACCCGCCUCGUUUUGGUAUGUUUUGGACUCCGAAGAACAUAACCGAUCAGCUCAAACAACUCCAAGAUACGCUUAACCUGGCUAAAUCAAUGGAGAAGGAACUGGAAGCAUUGAAGAUGAUCAAAGACGCCAAAGGUUCAGUGGAAAUUGUAGAACAAGGUUCAGGAGUAGAGUGUUUGAGAUAUCUAGAAGCUAUGAAGAUGGAUUUGGGACAGCAGGAGAUGCUUUCAGUGGAAGCUGCUAACUCCUUGAUGUCUACCUUGAGAUCACAGCUUGAGCCUUUUAGGUUUGUUGUUGAUGAGAAUAGUCCAUGGGAAGAGAAAUCUGCAGCAGUAAGAUUGACUUGCAAAAUGAACAAAUCGAAAAGGAACAAACUGUGGAAGAAGCGAAAGAGACGGUGUGUUGCAGAGAUGCGUGCUAAGGAGCCUGAGAGAUUUGAACAAGCUGAUCGAGAGGCCGAUGAAUGGAGGGAAAAGGAAAUGGCCAAGGACAUGGCUAAUAGAAAGGUUGAUGAGAUGAAGGCAAUUGAGAAGAUCAAGGCAAAACGUGAGCGAAGGAGACUAGAACCCGAGCUGGAACUAGCUCUGAUUGUUGAGGAAAUGCAAGAGUUACGUUCCCUAAGAAUCGAAAAACUAAAGAAGCAAGGACAUUUCCUUCCCGAAGAAGAUGACAAGUUUUUCGAGAGUGUUCGUGCUGCGGUGGAGCAAGAGGAAAACCAAGCUCAGUCCCUAAUCAACACAGAGACCGAAGCGAAUGUCAUUGCCUCUGAGGAAGACACUACUCUCACUACCAGUAACAAAACCAACAAAGACACAGAAAAAGAUAGCAAUACUAUUGCAGCUUCUUGUGAAAAGACGAUGAAAGCUCCUGAAAAUGGUUGUGACAAUAUAUCGAAUUUACCACCCGAGUUCUACCACUACUACUACGGAAGCAAUAUUGACAUGGGUAGACUUAUUGAGAUCAGAAGAGAAUGGGAUGCAUAUCUGAGUCCUGGAGGAAGCCGGAUUCCUGGACACUGGGUGCAGCCGUCGCCACCAGCUAAUGAGAUUUGGGCUUCUUGUCUUGUUGAUACUCCCAAGAGAGAUCUUAGUUAGUUGCUGUUCGAAUUCUAGGAUACAGGUUUCAGCCAGCACCACUGAAGAUCAUGUGAUUUGGUCAUGUAUCUCUGUUUCGAAACAGAUCACUAAGUAGCUUAAUAAUCAUAAAGUUGGCAA